Messenger RNA from Aureobasidium subglaciale EXF-2481, 402 nucleotides. RefSeq lists its product as uncharacterized. The record is from RefSeq and is a predicted model, not a curated record. Lineage: Eukaryota; Fungi; Ascomycota; Dothideomycetes; Dothideales; Saccotheciaceae. The transcript has 3 exons. Gene Ontology annotation, molecular function: RNA binding. Gene Ontology annotation, biological process: spliceosomal snRNP assembly; RNA processing. Gene Ontology annotation, cellular component: U5 snRNP; spliceosomal tri-snRNP complex; precatalytic spliceosome. The coding region runs from base 1 to 402 and encodes 133 amino acids.
AUGAAGCUCGUCAGGUUUUUGAUGAAGUGCCAGAACGAGACCGUCACCAUCGAGCUCAAGAAUGGCACAAUUGUCCAUGGAACCAUCGCAUCAAUCUCCCCACAAAUGAACACAGCACUGCGAACAGUCAAGAUGACCCCCAAGGGUCGCGACACCAUCAGUCUGGACACCAUGAACAUCCGCGGCGCAACCAUUCGUUACUACAUUCUGCCCGACUCGCUACCCCUGGACACCCUGUUGAUUGACGACGCCCCCAAGCCCAAGAACAAGGCCCGCAAGGAAGCUGCAGACAGAGGUGCUCGUGGUGCAAGAGGUGGCGGUAGAGGACGCGGCAUGGGCGGUGGUGGUGGUCGCGGCGGCGGUGGCGGCCGCGGAAGAGGCCGUGGUGGCAGAGGCUUCUGA